AUGAAUAGUCGACAUCUAGGUAAAGUUUGGAGAGUCGCCAACGAUAUUGAAGAUAGCUCUGAUGAAGAUACCAGUAUGCCGAUCAUUUGUAGUAACCUGGAUUCCUGGAUCGCAAGUUACCACGAAGACAGUCAUAUGAGGUUAUCCCUCAGGACUUCCUCUGUUCUGGUCGAUGGGGCCGCCAAACUCUACAAGAGGAAAUUGAAUCAAUUAUAUGAAGAUGUAACUCAAUUAGACUAUGAAUUGAUAUUUCGUAAGAGGAUGCGUCGAAACUCUUCCGGAUGGAUGGACAGAUUCCAUGAUGCUAUCUCAAGCACAUUCACUGAAAGCACUCAAGAAGUUUCCGAAAGCGCACAUGAUAAGCAAACUGACGAAGAUACGAUUACUACACACGAUGCCAGCGACAAACGCAGCGGCAGCUGUGAGAAUCCUAGUAACAGACAGGAACCUAAAAACCGUUCAAGAGUCGACAAAUCCAUUCAGGUAUCACCAGGAAGAGAACCUUCGUUCAACGAAGAACUGCCAUUCGGACACAUUAUGGUGUACGAUAACUACAAAGAUAGAAUACCCAGUCGCAUAAUAUUCUCUUCUCUUAACUACAAUGUCAGUAAACUUGCUUGA
This is a messenger RNA of Chilo suppressalis (striped riceborer), 621 nucleotides long. NCBI's taxonomy places the organism in Eukaryota, Metazoa, Arthropoda, Insecta, Lepidoptera, Crambidae. The record is from the annotation of a GenBank genome assembly.